Metarhizium brunneum ARSEF 3297 is the source of this 978-nucleotide messenger RNA. Lineage: Eukaryota; Fungi; Ascomycota; Sordariomycetes; Hypocreales; Clavicipitaceae. The record is from RefSeq and is a predicted model, not a curated record.
AUGUCCGAUGAUUUCCAUGAGUCCGGACAGGUUGAUGCCGAAGCCUCUCAACUAGACGCCCAGAAGAAAAAAGCCAAAGAGCUGGACACACGGCUUGAUUUGAAUCGCAAGACGGGAAAUCUUUCUCUAUAUGGCUAUUACUUCAAAUCCGCAGGGCUCUUCAACGCCAUCUUCAUGAUAGGAUGCACCGCCACCUAUUCGUUCUUCAUCACUUUUCCACACUACUGGCUCAAGCGAUGGACGGAGGCAGAUCAGAAUGUCGAAUGGCUCUAUAUGAUGGUAUACGGCUUACUAGCUCUGUUUGCUUGGGUACCCACGAAUGGAACUAUGUGGUCCACAUUCAUGCUUGUCACUCCUAGAUCAGGCCUGUUUCUUCACUCCAAGUUUCUUAGUAACAUAAUAGGGCCACCACUCUCGUUCUUUGCUACAUCUGAUAUUGGCGUCAUUUUAAAUCGUUUCAGCCAGGACAUACAACUAGUCGAUAGGGAUCUACCUGCGGCAUUUCAGUCCCUAAGUAACCAGAUUUUUGAGCUGCUACUGCAAGUUGCCUUACUUCUUGCCGUCCAAAAGCUUUUGCUUUUGACUAUUCCCCUGUGCUUCGUCGUCAUCUGCCUUGUAGCGAGGGUGUAUUUUCGCACGUCGCGCCAAGUGCGGAUCGAAGAACUUGCCUCCAGGUCGGCCGUCUUCUCGCAAAUCGUUGAGACUCGGUGGCUCAACCUCGUGCUCGACCUCAUGGUCGCCGCAAUCUCCGUGGCUAUAAUCGCAUUGGCGUUAUUUCUCAGAAGCACUACCACCGGCGCAGCUGUAGGCGUUGCUCUGAAUAUCAUCCUCGUUACAAAUACUACUAUUGUCAGGCUGGUUGAGUCCUGGGCCGACUUUGAAGUCUCACUAGGAGCCAUCGAGCGCCUCAAAAGCUUGGAUGAAGAGAUUCAGAAAGAAGACCGGCCUGGGGAGGACAAUAUUCCCAAGACCUCUUAG